Pieris macdunnoughi is the source of this 420-nucleotide messenger RNA. The record is from the annotation of a GenBank genome assembly. NCBI's taxonomy places the organism in Eukaryota, Metazoa, Arthropoda, Insecta, Lepidoptera, Pieridae.
AUGCUUAGUGUUCAAGUUGUUGGCCUUUUUGUUUUGUGUGCUGUUGUUGACUCUGGCUAUAUUGGCCGAGCAGGUAGAAGGGGAUAUGGAAUAGCGGACAUUGAAAGUUAUCCAGAGUAUAACCAAGUAGCUGUUCCAGUCACUUCAGCUGGAUCUUACAACUCUCCUCCAAAAUACCAGUAUGAUUACUCAGUAAGUGACCCCCACACCGGAGACCACAAAGCUCAAUGGGAGACUCGAGAUGGUGAUGUUGUCAGAGGCGCAUAUUCGCUAGCAGAACCAGAUGGCAGCACUCGCAUAGUAGAGUACACGGCAGACAAAAUCCAUGGAUUUAGAGCAGUCGUUCGAAAAAUCGGUUUCGCGCCAUCUCCACAAGGAUACAAGGAAUUGAAUUCAGUUGAUUACUUUGGUUUCCACUAG